UGACCAUCAAUCAAAGCAGAAGAAAAUGUAUUUUCAUAAUUUUGAUACCUCACCGCUGGCACUGUUAUCUAUAUUAAAAAAAAUCCCAUUCUUCAGAAUCUAUCCUUAGCAUAAUCAAAUGCAAUAGCAUCACAAAUCAAACAUUGCCACUGCACCGCACUGCACCCUAGUCUCUGUUUUGUGCUCUGCAUCUCUCACACCACAAAAAAAAAAGCCACAAGUAAUCAACAAUAAACCUUGAUCAUAUAUAUCCAAAUUCAAAUCCUAUAUAAACAAUAGAGAUAAACUAACAACAAGUUAUCAACAAUCUCACUCAAAUGGAGGGUCAAAGGCCCCCACUUCCAGCCCACCAAGCCCACACAAAGCCCAUCUCUCGUCUCAACUCCUACGUAGAAAACACUAGACUAGGAAAAUGGUUCAAGCUCUCCCAACGCAACUCCACCUUCACCACCGAACUCCGAGCCGGAACCGCCACGUUCCUCACUAUGGCUUAUAUCCUCGCCGUCAAUGCCUCCAUUUUAACUGACUCCGGCGGAACUUGCUCUGUUUCCGAUUGCAUUCCUCUAUGUUCCAACCCUUCCGUUUCCAUCUCAAACUGUAACGGCCCGUCGUUGCACGUCAUUCAGCCAGAUAUCUCCUGCAAGUUCAACCCAGUUAACCCGGGCUACGCGGCAUGUCUCGAGAAAACGCGUAAAGACUUGAUCGUCGCCACCGUAGUUUCUUCCCUCAUUGGUUGCUUCAUAAUGGGCGCUUUUGCUAACCUUCCUUUGGGCCUCGCUCCGGGUAUGGGCUCAAACGCUUACUUCGCUUACACAGUCGUGGGCUUUCACGGUUCCGGUAGCAUCUCCUACCAAAAUGCCCUCGCCGCCGUUUUCAUCGAAGGAAUUGUCUUCUUACUCAUUUCAUCAAUCGGUCUACGAGCAAAACUCGCCAAACUCGUUCCAAAGCCCGUUAGAAUAAGCUCCUCCGCUGGAAUCGGGCUUUUUCUCGCUUUCAUUGGGCUUCAAAAUAAUCAAGGAAUCGGGCUCAUCGGGUAUAGCUCGGCCACUUUAGUCACACUCGGCGGGUGUCCAAAUUUAUCGCGGGCUUCACUCGCUCCCGUUAUAACCGCAGCUAACGGCACCGUUAGUUUACUCCCUGGCGGAACGGUUUCUGGCGAUAUAUUUUGUGUGAGCGAUAGAAUGGAAAGCCCAACUCUUUGGUUGGGUCUAGUGGGCUUCAUUAUAAUCGCCUACUGUUUAAUGAAAAACGUGAAAGGCGCAAUGAUUUACGGAAUCGUUUUCGUAACGGCCGUUUCAUGGUUUAGAGGCACUAAAGUAACGGCGUUUCCAAACAGCGAAGCGGGUAAUACGGCUCACGAGUAUUUUAAGAAGGUGGUAGACUUUCACACGAUAAAAAGCACGGCAGGGGCGUUAAGUUUCAGUAGCAUAGGAAAAGGGUUUUUUUGGGAAGCUGUUAUAACUUUCUUAUACGUUGACAUUCUCGACACUACCGGAACGUUGUACUCCAUGGCGAGGUUCGCAGGUUUCACAGACGAUGAUGGGAAUUUCGAGGGUCAAUACUUUGCGUUUAUGUCAGAUGCCACGUCGAUUGUUGCGGGGUCCUUAUUGGGAACUUCGCCAGUGACGGCGUUUAUUGAGUCUUCUACAGGGAUUAGAGAAGGUGGACGGACGGGGAUAACGGCGUUAACAGUUGCGGCUUAUUUUUUUAUGGCGUUGUUUUUUACGCCGUUGUUGGCUUCGAUUCCAUCCUGGGCAGUGGGACCACCGUUGAUAUUAGUGGGAGUUUUGAUGAUGAGAUCAGUGGUGGAAAUUGAUUGGGAAGAUAUGAAACAAGCAAUACCUGCGUUUGUGACAGUGAUACUUAUGCCUUUGACCUAUUCAAUUGCUUAUGGGCUUAUUGGUGGGAUUGGAACUUACAUUGUUUUGAACAUUUGGGAUUGGGGAUUUCAAAUUUUGGGGCACUUUGGGAUUGGAAGUACAACAAUAAAGGAACCUUCUCAUUCUUCGCAGGUCAACGGGGUGGUUCAAAAUCAACAACCUUCGCAAAAUCCAAAUGCUAAAGCACUACAAGUAGAAGUACUUUAGUAAUAUAGUUUACGUAGUUCUUGUCGUAAUAAUGUGGCAUUUUCUUGUUGAUAUUUUAUUUCACAUGGUUUCAUUUUUGUGUAGGGAUUUAUUUAUUCCGGUGUGAAUACAUGCCACGUGGCUUUUCUUUGUUGCGUACUAUCAACACAAGUUUGAUUUUUCCGAGUUGAUAGAUAAUUUAAAUUAGAAACUUAUGAUGAUCGCGUCCAAAUAUGUCUCAAUCAUUAGCUCAUAGUUUGAAAAUGUUUGGAUCUAUUUGUGGUAAGACCUAAA
This is a messenger RNA of Cicer arietinum (chickpea), 2360 nucleotides long. RefSeq names its product adenine/guanine permease AZG1. NCBI's taxonomy places the organism in Eukaryota, Viridiplantae, Streptophyta, Magnoliopsida, Fabales, Fabaceae. Gene Ontology annotation, molecular function: purine nucleobase transmembrane transporter activity. Gene Ontology annotation, biological process: guanine transport; transmembrane transport; adenine transport. The record is from RefSeq and is a predicted model, not a curated record. Gene Ontology annotation, cellular component: plasma membrane.